Messenger RNA from Diabrotica virgifera virgifera (western corn rootworm), 958 nucleotides. RefSeq names its product vascular endothelial growth factor receptor 1-like. Bases 77 to 958 code for a protein of 293 amino acids. The transcript is spliced from 7 exons. Lineage: Eukaryota; Metazoa; Arthropoda; Insecta; Coleoptera; Chrysomelidae. The record is from RefSeq and is a predicted model, not a curated record.
GUUUUAUGAAAAUUGUCGCGCGAAUAUAACGUUAAUCCAAAAUAAAAUGUUGUUAAUCUAACACAGUGUUGUAAACAUGGCCUUUGAAAGCAAUUUUGUCAUCUUUUUGCUGUUUGUGACUGAAUUGUUUGGUGUUACUGUCGGUGGUAACUUUCCCUCACCUCAUAUUCUUACUCCCGGAAAAGAACAUAUCCUGGAGAAAAAUGAAAAUUUUAAUAUUCUUUGCCAAGGAAAUAGACCUUUAAACUGGACUGUGCCUCAACCUGAGGACCCAGUUAAGAGAACAUGGGCAACGUUCUCCAUGAUACCAGAACCAGUGAACAACUAUAAAUAUGGUCUUCGCCUUCAAAUAACCAAUAUGUCGUACCCGUUUGUAGGGUUCUACAACUGUCACUUUCUGGGUGCUAAAAAUAUAACAGAAGAAAAUCCAGAGAAUAGUAGAAUAUAUCUAUUUGUAAAUGAUAGUGAAAAUUUUGAUGUAGAAUUUAUAGGAGAUAAAGCUCCCCAGACUUACGUAGAAAAGGGGGAUACCGCCCUCAUACCGUGCCGUCCAACUGCGCCUGAUGUGGACGUGAAGCUGAAUAUAAGCUACGAUGGUGGCUCUAAUUAUAUUAAAGUUCCACUAAAUGUGCUUUUGGAAGAAAAAAACGUCAUGUACUGGUAUGACAAGUUUUACGGUAUCUUUACUAAUGAUACGGAAGAAGGAGAAAUAUUGGUAAAGUGUGUUUUUACCAAAAAAAAUGCAUCUCAUAUAUUUGGCAGAUCUAUAAAGGUUGAAGAAAAAAUAUCUUAUAUUCCCGCACCGAACAUAGUCGAUGAGAACAAAGGACAUACAACAAUCGGUGACACUAUCAAACUGACCUGCUGUUCAGAGCAUGAAACAACGGAGGUGAUGUUUGAGUGGAAAACUCCCACAGGAUUUAAUGUAUAUUUUGAAAAAGAAGAUACAUGUCGAUAA